GCAGAGAAGGCGUGCACGCAAAGGAAGUUCUGUCUCACUUUGUGAUUACAAGACAGCUUCCUCCCUGCUGGUAGUUAGAUAGCAGAACGGACGCCUGAGUCAGAGCAGUGGGUGCCGAUCAAGGGGACAGUGCCACUAUUUGUCACUCCCCUGCCUCUUUGGAGUAGGUGGACAAUUGGAAGUUUCCAAAGGGUGCUGCAGAACCCUGAGCCCCUCUGGAGGCAAGGACCGACAUGCCCCUGGUCGCCCUUUAAGUGCCAUCAGUGGACAGGUGACAAGAAGGAAACUCUCCCAGCCAUGCUGACCACUGUGCUGAAACGCAAUCGCCUCCGGAUGGCGAGAGCCAAGUGCUGCGAAUGUGGGGCUUUGCUUUCCCAUCAGUACUACGAGAAGGAUGGUCGUCUCUACUGCAAAAAGGAUUACUGGGCCCACUUUGGGGAACUGUGCCAUGGCUGCUCGGAGCAGAUCACCAAAGGGCUUGUCAUGGUGGCUGGAGAACAAAAAUAUCACCCUGAAUGCUUCAGCUGCCUGAACUGCCAGGUGUUCAUUGGCGAUGGAGACACUUACGCACUGGUGGAACGAUCCAAGCUUUACUGUGGGCACUGUUAUUACCAGAUGGUGGUGACACCCGUGAUGGAUCAGCUGCUUCCAGAAUCUCCCGGCACCCGGAUUCCACACACUGUCACCCUGGUGUCUAUUCCAGCAUGUUCCGAAAACAAGCGGGGUUUUUCCGUCUCCAUUGACAAGCAUGGAGGUUCUGAGCACCCACAUACUGUGCGCGUUCGUGAAUUAGACCCAGACUGCAUAAGCCCCGAUAUGAAGAAUUCCAUCCAUGUCGGUGACCGCAUUCUGGAAAUCAAUGGCACACCAAUCCGUCAUGUUCCGCUGGAUGAGAUCGAUCUUCUGAUCCAAGAGACCAGUCGCCUGCUGCAGCUGACCAUUGAACACGACCCUCAUGAGAUCAUUGAAAGCAGCCCUCUUUCGGAGCUGCGCAGUCCUCUCCAUUCGCCCAGCCACACGCCUUGCCCGGACCCUUCAGCCAUUCGCCAGCGCACAGUCAUGAGGAGCUGUAGCAUUGAUAAGUCACCUUGUUCCAGCUCUCUGGGCUCCCCCUCCUCCCAGAGGAAAGAUAUUGGCCGCUCAGAAUCAUUGCGUGUUGUCUCCCGUCUUCAUCGCAUCUUCCGCCCCUCGGAUCUCAUUCAUGGCGAGGUGUUGGGCAAGGGCUGCUUCGGGCAGGCCAUUAAGGUGACCCACCGGGAGACUGGAGAAGUGAUGGCCAUGAAGGAACUUAUCCGUUUCGAUGAGGAGACCCAAAGAACGUUUCUUAAAGAGGUGAAGGUAAUGCGCUGCCUGGAACAUCCCAAUGUGCUGAGGUUCAUUGGCGUCCUCUACAAAGACAAGAGGCUGAACUUCAUCACAGAGUACAUCAAGGGAGGCACCCUUCGUGGGAUCAUUAAGAGCAUGGAUAGUCAGUAUCCUUGGAGCCAGCGGGUCAGUUUUGCAAAAGACAUCGCUUCAGGGAUGGCUUAUCUCCAUUCUAUGAAUAUCAUUCACAGGGACCUCAAUACACAUAACUGCCUUGUGCGAGAAAACAAAAGUGUGGUAGUGGCCGAUUUUGGCCUUGCUCGGUUGAUGGUGGAUGAGAAGAACCAGCUAGCAACCCUGAAGAAACCUGACCGAAGGAAACGGUACACCGUGGUGGGCAACCCUUACUGGAUGGCUCCUGAGAUGAUCAAUGGGAGAAGUUACGAUGAGAAAGUGGAUGUCUUCUCUUUUGGCAUCAUCCUAUGUGAGAUCAUUGGAAGAGUCAGCGCAGACCCCGAUUACUUGCCUCGAACCUUGGAUUUUGGCCUCAAUGUGCGAGGCUUCCUGGACCGCUACUGUCCUCCCAGUUGUCCUCCCAGCUUCUUUCCUAUUGCUGUUUGUUGCUGUGAUUUGGAUCAUGAGAAACGGCCUUCCUUCAGUCGGUUGGAGCAGUGGCUGGAAGCUCUCCGCAUGCACCUGGCUAUGCAACUUCCCCUGAGUCCACAGCUGGAGCAAUUGGACCGGGUCUUCUGGGAGACACACCGGCGAGCUGAGAGUGGACUGUGUGCACAUGCAGAAGUGUCUGAAUGAGUACAGAAGGGGCAGGCAAGCAGCCCCCAGCCUGCAUGUCUCUGUAUGAGCUGGGCUGAAGAAAAGCUUCUCUUGCCGAGUCCUGCCACCAGCUGCACGCAGCUCACCAGCUAGAGCUGGUUUUUGGAAAAACCACUGGGAGCUGGUUCUCCCUGCUUCCUUCCUUGGGGGAUGAGUUCUGUGCCUGGCUUGCACAGAGAUGGUCUGGGGCAGCCCGGGUUCUUGUAAAUACUCCUUGUGAAUACAUCCUUCUCCUUGCGCAUCCCGCAAAGUGGAGGAGAAGCGAGGGAUCCUUGACUCUCUCUCCUUGUACGCUUUGUGGUUGCAAAAAGCUUUGCACGCCCCGCUGAGCACAUAAGCUUCUGUCAUCAGCUGGCAGCUGCUCACAAGCUGGCAUUAAGGUGGGGGCUGCUACCCUGUCCCCCAAAUACACCUCUACAGAUCCUCUUUAAAACCUUUGUCCUAUAAAGUGGUGCCUUGGGUUUA
Molecule: messenger RNA, 2601 nt
Organism: Pantherophis guttatus
Lineage: Eukaryota; Metazoa; Chordata; Lepidosauria; Squamata; Colubridae
Gene: LIMK1
Product: LIM domain kinase 1
Biological process (GO): actin cytoskeleton organization; protein phosphorylation; positive regulation of stress fiber assembly
Cellular component (GO): nucleus; cytoplasm; neuron projection
Molecular function (GO): ATP binding; protein binding; protein serine/threonine kinase activity
Source: RefSeq, a predicted model, not a curated record